This is a messenger RNA of Macrobrachium nipponense, 447 nucleotides long. RefSeq lists its product as uncharacterized. The transcript has 4 exons. The coding region runs from base 1 to 447 and encodes 148 amino acids. The record is from RefSeq and is a predicted model, not a curated record. NCBI's taxonomy places the organism in Eukaryota, Metazoa, Arthropoda, Malacostraca, Decapoda, Palaemonidae.
AUGUUGGUGGGUUACUCUGUUGGUCAGUCUGUCUGUCUGUCGGCCUGCCAGUCGGUCAAAUGGUCGAUCAGUCAGUCUGUCUGUCUCUCGGCCGGCCAGUCAGUCUGUCGUCAGUCUGGUGGGGGGUCGGUCAGUUGGUCGGUCAGUCAGUCUGUAUGUCGGUCGGCCGGUCAGUCUGUCUGUCGGUCGGUCGGUCAGUCUGUCUGUUGGUCUGUCGGGGAGUCGGUCAGUUGGUCAGUCGGUCAGUCUGUCUGUCGGUCGGCCGGUCAGUCUGUCUGUUGGUCGGUUGAUCAGUCUGUCUGUCGGUCGGCCGGUCAGUCUGUCUGUCGGUCGGCCGGUGAGUAUGUCUGUCGGUCGGUCGGUCAGUCUGUCUGUCUGUCUGUCGGUCGGGCAGUCUGUCAGUCUCGGUGGGUCAGUCAGUUGUUUCUUUUCCUUCAAACUCUUUAA